Molecule: messenger RNA, 2545 nt
Organism: Glossina fuscipes
Lineage: Eukaryota; Metazoa; Arthropoda; Insecta; Diptera; Glossinidae
Gene: GlnRS
Product: probable glutamine--tRNA ligase
Exons: 2
Coding region: 144-2486 (780 amino acids)
Biological process (GO): translation; glutaminyl-tRNA aminoacylation
Cellular component (GO): cytoplasm; aminoacyl-tRNA synthetase multienzyme complex; cytosol
Molecular function (GO): ATP binding; glutamine-tRNA ligase activity
Source: RefSeq, a predicted model, not a curated record
UUUUAUACGUUGCGGCUUUGGUGUUGUUGCAUUUUCGCACAUGUUAUAGAAUAAUCUUCAAUCUUGUGAUUUCUUAUUGUAAAUCGUUUGUUUUUUAAACAAUUCUUCAAUAAAAAAAUUUGAACAUUUCGCUAAGCCGCAGUAUGUCAGGAGAAUUGUUGUUGCAAUUUCAGCAUUUGGGUAUGAGUGAGCAGAAAGCGAAGGAAACCCUUAAGAAUGCAAACGUUACUAAGAAUUUACAAUUGGCUUUGGCGGAAAUCAACGGUAGGGAUUUACCUGAAGGCGCUGGCAUGCUAUUGUAUCAUAUGGCGACUAAAAUUAAGCCACAAAUUGCGGGUCAAUUACCUUUGAUAACGCGCUACAUUGCGAGCGGUAAAUUAAAUAGUGCUAUGAAAGUUGAUGCAAGUUUGGAAUAUUUACUAAAGCUGGGCCAGAAAAUAGACAUCAAUGUUGAUAUAGAACAAUUUGAAUCUGAAUGCGGUGUGAAUGUAAUCAUUACACCGGAAGAAAUUGAGAAACUGGUUCAAAAACUUAUACAAAAGCAUACAAAAGCAUUAUUAGAGCAGCGUUAUCAUUUCAAUUCAUCGAAAAUAAUGCAAGAAGUCAGGGAACAUUUGAAAUGGGCAGACGGUAAAAGUGUUAAGGCAGCUAUAGAUGUGGAGAUUUUUGAUUUACUUGGCCCGAAGACUGAGGAUGAUUUGAAACCUGCCACUAAAAUCGAUAAGAAAAAAGAGAAAUCAAAAUCAAACGAUAAUGUGGAUAAUAAUAAAUCGAUGAAAAAGGAAAAUGAUACGGAAAAUCAUGAUGGAGCUCAUACUAUAGGGGAACUAAUGAAAACUAAGGUACAUUUCCAUGCACCGGGUGAAAACUAUAAGACCGAUGGUUAUGUGGUUACGAAUCAUACUGAAAAUUUACUAAAGCAGCAUUUACGUGUAACAGGUGGUCGAGUUCAAACUCGUUUCCCACCGGAACCUAAUGGUAUUCUUCAUAUUGGUCAUGCUAAAGCUAUAAAUAUCAAUUUCGGUUACGCCGCUGCUCACGGCGGCAUUUGUUAUCUGCGUUACGAUGACACAAAUCCUGAAAAGGAAGAAGAAAAGUUUUUUACAGGCAUACAUGAUAUGGUUGAAUGGUUGGGCUAUAAACCAUAUAAGAUAACGCACUCUUCCGAUUAUUUUCAGCAAUUGUAUGAAUGGGCUGUUAUUUUAAUACGCAAAGGCUUGGCUUAUGUUUGUCAUCAAAAUGCUGAAGAAAUGAAGGGAUUUAAUCCCAAACCGAGUGAGUGGCGAGAUCGUCCCAUAGAAGAAUCUUUGCAACUGUUUGAGGAUAUGAAAAAUGCGAAAAUUGACGAAGGAGUCGCGACCUUGCGUUUGAAAAUAACCUUAGAAGAAGGUAAAGUAGAUCCUGUAGCGUACCGAAUUAAAUUCAUACCACAUCAUCGCACAGGAGAUAAAUGGUGCAUAUAUCCAACAUAUGAUUACACUCAUUGCUUGUGCGACUCUUUAGAGAAUAUAACCCAUUCAUUGUGUACCAAAGAAUUUCAAUCUCGUCGUUCCUCUUAUUACUGGUUGUGUAAUGCUUUAGAUAUUUAUUGCCCUGUCCAAUGGGAAUACGGACGUCUAAAUAUGAAUUAUGCGUUGGUGUCGAAACGGAAAAUUGCGAAAUUAAUUCAGGAACGUAUUGUUGAAGAUUGGGAUGAUCCGAGAUUAUUUACGUUGACAGCUUUAAAGAGAAGAGGUUUCCCGCCCGAGGCUAUUAACAAUUUCUGUGCUCAGAUGGGUGUAACCGGUGCGCAAAUAUCAGUGGAUCCUUCCAUGUUAGAGGCGGCUGUAAGAGACGUUCUAAACGUAACAGCACCUAGACGUUUAGUAGUUUUGCAGCCCUUAAAAGUUAUUAUAGCUAAUUUCCCUUACGAUUCGAUGCAAGAGGUGAUGGUACCCGAUUUCCCCCAAAACUUAGAGCUAGGCUGCCAUCGUAUGAUCUUGGACCGAGUGAUAUAUAUAGAGCAAAGUGAUUUUCAGGAAAACCCCGAGAAAGGGUAUAGGCGUUUGGCACUCGGUCAAUCAGUUGGGUUGCGACACGCCGGGUUAGUUAUAAAAGUAAAAGAAGUACUAAAGGAUAUAUCUACGGGUGAAAUAAAGGAAUUGUUAUGCGAUUGCGAGUUAAGUGAGAAAGCUGAAAAACCUAAAGCCUUUAUUCAAUGGGUAUCGCAACCUAUUACCAUCGAAGUUCGUCUAUAUGAAUUACUGUUUCAGCAUAAGAAUCCUGAAGAUCUAAAUGAAGUGCCAGGAGGUUUCCUUACGGACAUCAAUCCGAACUCGAAGAUGGUUUUGAAAUCAUACGCUGACCGUUCCUUAAGUACUGUUAAGGUGUACGAUAAAUAUCAAUUUGAACGUAUAGGAUUCUUCUCGGUUGAUCCCGAUACAACGUGUGAGAAGCUGGUCUUCAAUCGUACGGUAGUCUUGAAAGAAGAUACCGGAAAAAAAUGAGGAAUAGUCCGAUUUAAUAGAAAUUAUUUUUCUAACAUUGAGAAGCUUUACUUGAAAUA